AUGCGUGACGUAGCAAGUCCAAAUACGUAUUAUGGAGGAAUCCCCCCGCCCGAGCCUUGUGGGAGUGCAACGACAACAGCGGUGCUCGACGAUACCCUUCGCUCCUCACACCGCACAACCUCCUUCCAUUCAACCCUACCAGCAGUCUUGGUGAUGCGACGCUUCCUCAUCACGCUCGCCGCACUGGCGACCGCUUGUACGGCAGCUCUCGCAGCGCACGAAGCGAACGACAUCAGCGUCCGACCCGGAAGGCGUCCAGAAAUGGAUAAAUUCGAGCGCGCAGGGCCUCUCGGCGACGAUCGCAGCAACGGACAACACCCCGAAAUGGACAGAGUCGAGCGCGCAGUGCUCUUCGAUGACCUCGUGGUCUCCAAACCUGGCUAUGCUCCUCGCGGCCCCUACGCCAACGAUGUCGCUGCUGCCGACCCCCACGCUGUCCUGGGCGAAUGA
This is a messenger RNA of Neohortaea acidophila, 450 nucleotides long. RefSeq lists its product as uncharacterized. The record is from RefSeq and is a predicted model, not a curated record. NCBI's taxonomy places the organism in Eukaryota, Fungi, Ascomycota, Dothideomycetes, Mycosphaerellales, Teratosphaeriaceae. The transcript has a single exon. The coding region runs from base 1 to 450 and encodes 149 amino acids.